Molecule: messenger RNA, 1141 nt
Organism: Echinops telfairi (small Madagascar hedgehog)
Lineage: Eukaryota; Metazoa; Chordata; Mammalia; Afrosoricida; Tenrecidae
Gene: SNRPA
Product: small nuclear ribonucleoprotein polypeptide A
Exons: 7
Coding region: 75-923 (282 amino acids)
Biological process (GO): mRNA splicing, via spliceosome
Cellular component (GO): U1 snRNP
Molecular function (GO): U1 snRNA binding
Source: RefSeq, a predicted model, not a curated record
GCAACUCGGAAGACGCUGCCUGCUGGAGUUCUUGCCCGGUCGCGCUACCGGCCUCGGCACCUCUACCUCGCUCCAUGGCAGUUCCCGAGACGCGCCCCAACCACACUAUUUAUAUCAACAAUCUCAACGAAAAGAUCAAGAAGGAUGAGCUGAAGAAGUCCCUGUACGCCAUCUUCUCGCAGUUUGGCCAGAUCCUAGAUAUCCUGGUGUCGCGGAGCCUGAAGAUGAGGGGUCAAGCCUUCGUCAUCUUCAAGGAGGUCAGCAGUGCCACCAACGCCCUGCGGUCCAUGCAGGGCUUCCCCUUCUACGACAAGCCCAUGCGGAUCCAGUACGCCAAGACCGACUCGGACAUCAUCGCCAAGAUGAAGGGCACCUUCGUGGAGCGGGACCGCAAGCGGGAGAAGAGGAAGCCCAAGAGCCAGGAGACCCCCUCAGCCAAGAAGGCUGUGCAGGGCGGGGCUGCCGCCCCCGGGGUGGGGGCCGUCCCGGGGCCUGUCCCGGGCAUGCCACCCAUGACACAGGCUCCCCGCAUCAUGCACCACAUGCCCGGCCAGCCACCCUACAUGCCUCCCCCUGGCAUGAUUCCACCGCCCGGCCUGGCCCCUGGCCAGCUCCCUCCAGGAGCCAUUCCUCCACAGCAGCUGAUGCCAGGACAGAUGCCUCCUGCCCAGCCGCUUUCUGAAAACCCGCCGAACCACAUCCUGUUCCUCACCAACCUGCCCGAGGAGACCAGCGAGCUCAUGCUGUCCAUGCUGUUUAACCAGUUCCCCGGCUUCAAGGAGGUCCGCCUGGUGCCCGGGCGGCACGACAUCGCCUUUGUGGAGUUUGACAACGAGGUGCAGGCAGGGGCUGCCCGCGAUGCCCUGCAGGGCUUCAAGAUCACCCAGAACAAUGCCAUGAAGAUCUCCUUCGCCAAGAAGUAGCGCCUUUUCCCUCUUGCCUGCCCCUGUCUCUGCUCCAGGGUGCCCUUCCCCGCCCCGGCUCAAGCCCCUGAAGGUAAGUCCCCGUCGGGGGCCUUCUCUGAGCCACGUGUGAGUGAAUGGUCGCCACACAGCAUUGUACCCAGAGUCUGUCCCAGACAUUGCACCUGGCGCUGGUAGGCUGGAAUUAAAGUGUUUUUGUGAGGUUUGGUUUUUCACAA